AUGAAGAGCACACUCCUUUUCUUACUUCAUCUCGGUCUUCUAGGAGUCACACACGUCUCUGCUCAGUCCAAGUGCCGCGUGGGAUCAGAGAAAGAAGUGAUUCCCGGCUACUCUGUGGAGUUUGAAUGUGGCAUUUACCGCGAAGGAAAGCGCCAUGAGAAUAUUGCAAAUCUCGAGGCAUGCGCUCAGAUCUGCAAGUCCGCCAACAGCCCCUACUGCAGUUACUCUCCUCCUCAAAAGACAUGCAUUGUGGGCAGUGAUAUCGGCAAAAUGGGCGCAGACUCGACUAUGUACUAUAUGAAGAGACUCCAAGGGGACGAGGAAUACCCGGAUCCCCCAACCCAUGAGGACGAGCUUACGGGGGAGCUAUCGACUUGCAAAGCAGGCUUGGACGAUUGCGACAAGGGUAAAAGAGGCCCACUCCAGAAUGCGUUCAAGGAUUCAAUCUCAAGUGAAGGCAAUGGCGAGAUUCGAUUUACUCAAAACCCAGCGACAGGUAACUGGGUAGGAUAUCGCAUGGCCUGUGACCGGGGAAUGAAUGGCCCUGUUUACGAUGCACCUGAUACGCAAACAUUGCGUGCCUGCUUGGAAUCUUGUUCUGCUGAUGGGAAUAAAUGCCAGGGUGCCGACUGGCACAAAGUCUCAAAGAAGUGUGCCAAGAAAGGGAAAGCCGACUGGGCCAAUUCUCGCCAGGAUAGUAACUACAACGCCUUCUAUAAAGUUGGCUGGGUCAAAAAGGCCUAG
This is a messenger RNA of Penicillium manginii, 744 nucleotides long. RefSeq lists its product as uncharacterized. The transcript has 3 exons. The coding region runs from base 1 to 744 and encodes 247 amino acids. The record is from RefSeq and is a predicted model, not a curated record. NCBI's taxonomy places the organism in Eukaryota, Fungi, Ascomycota, Eurotiomycetes, Eurotiales, Aspergillaceae.